Mesorhabditis belari is the source of this 1668-nucleotide messenger RNA. Lineage: Eukaryota; Metazoa; Nematoda; Chromadorea; Rhabditida; Rhabditidae. The record is from the annotation of a GenBank genome assembly.
AUGCAGCGUCUGCGAAAUAUCAGUUUAACAGUUCUUCUAAAUGGAUGCGAUGGACUAGCUACAGGCUGGUCAACGAGUGUCCUCUCAUAUCGACCAAAUGCUAUCAUUGACAAUGUUCGUCGUCGGAUUGUAGGGAAAGAACUCGAGAAGAUGAAUGCCACUCUCUUGAAAGAAGUGCAACAGAAGCUUUACGAGUACGGUCAUGGAUACAUUGUUGUUGGAGAUCCGUACAGCACCUCAGCCACCAGCAAAGUCACCACCGCUCUCGCUAUUCAGGCGUUCAACCGAAACACGUCAAUUCGCAAGAAAUUGCUAUUAGCUAUCGUCUACAUUGCUCUGUUGCUCGAUUAUUCAUUGCUGACUUCUGUUGAGCCAAUCUUGCCGAGCUUUUUCCUACAAAUCGACAGUUCUAACACCACUUUAGUGCCUACAGAUCAGCCACAAGCCAGACAGGCACAAAUUGAGAGUGAAAACAUGAGGCUUGGGUUUUUAGUGGGCGCAAAAUGUUUAGUGCAAGUCGUCACUCAACCAUUUAUCGGACCAGCAACAACAAGAAUUGGUUUCUCGAUUCCAUUAUUCUUUGGGUUUGUCGUGAUGAUUUUGUCUACAAUUUUGUUUGCUUUCGGACAAAGUUAUGGGAUUCUUUUCGCGGCGAGGGCCGUUCAAGGGAUUGGCUCGGCCUGCGCGGCGACUGCUGGCAUGGGAAUGCUAGCUCAACAAUAUUCUGAUGACAAGGAACGAUCCCGUUAUAUGGGAAUAGCGAUGGGUGGAAUGGCGUUAGGCUUACUCGUCGGUCCUCCAUACGGUGGUGCAAUGUACGAUAUUUUCCAUGGGAAAGAAGCUUGCUUUUUGAUUUUGGCUGGAUUGGGAGUGAUUGGAGCAGGACUCCAACUCUUGGUUCUUCCACCAAAACUUCAAUUCCAAGAGCAAGUCAGCGAUAGCACAUCACUUCGUCGAUUGCUUAUGGAUCCACGAAUUGUCAUUGCUGCAGCAUCGAUUGUUGUCGGCAAUUUGGGAUUGGGUGUGCUCAUUCCUGGACUUCAACUCUUGAUGGUUGACAAAUGGAACUCGACUGCUUUUCAACUAGGCAUAAUCUUCUUCCCGUGCUCGUUGGCCUAUUUGAUCGGGACGACUUUCGUCCCAGCGUUGGCGCUAAAAUUUGGACGCUGGCGUUGUGUUCUCAUCGCUCUUCCAACGAUCUCAAUUUGUUUGGUCUCGAUUUCAUUAGCGCCCGCAAUGUAUUGGCUUUAUUUACCAAUCACGAUCAUUGGAAUGUGCAUUUCAUUUAUCGACUCAGCCAUGAUCCCACUGCUCGGACAAAUGGCUUAUCUGAAGCACAAGGCGGAAGAACGAUUGACAGAGAUUGGGCAUUUCACAGAAGCUUCACCACUUUUGAGUGCAAGAAAAGAAAGUGAAGUCGAUAGUGAGGAUUCGCAAAUCUCAUCAACUUAUGCAGCAAAUGCUUAUGCGAUCAGUGAUGCUGGUUUGAGUAUCGCCUACUGGGUGGCACCGAUGGCGUCUGGUCCGUUGGUUCAAUGGAUUGGGUUUAAGUGGAUGACUUGGGCAUUCGCUAUUGGAAUCGUCUGUUUCGCUCCGUUGGCGAUUUUCUUGCGAAAUCCAACCGGUUCAUCGAGAAUUCGAGGAGAUUCUAUUUUACCCAAUCGUCAU